This is a messenger RNA of Tetrahymena thermophila SB210, 834 nucleotides long. Its product is annotated as MORN motif protein. Lineage: Eukaryota; Ciliophora; Oligohymenophorea; Hymenostomatida; Tetrahymenidae. The record is from RefSeq and is a predicted model, not a curated record. The transcript has 2 exons. Gene Ontology annotation, cellular component: cytosol.
AUGAAUGAAGCAGACGAGUCACUACCCAACAGCAAGAAAAAUACUCAAACUCGCUAGAAGUUAGGAGUCAUUAAUCUUGAAGGAAACAUAACCUACGAAGGAGAAUGGCUCAACGGAAUGAAAGACGGCAAAGGUGUUCAAAAGUGGCCAAAUGGUUCAGUUUAUGAAGGCGAAUGGAAAGAAGAUAAAAGCAACGGAUUUGGUAAACUUACUCAUGCUGACGGAGACAUUUAUGAAGGCUAAUGGAUAAACGACAAAGCCAAUGGAAAAGGAACAUACUACCAUGUAAACGGUGCGAAAUAUGUUGGAGAGUGGAAGGAUGAUAAACAGCAUGGAAAAGGAGUAGAAAUAUGGACAGAUGGAGCCCGCUACGAAGGUGAUUAUAUCAAUGGGCAGAAAGAAGGAAAAGGCUUCUUGAAAUUUUCUGAUAAUUCCGAGUACGAAGGAGAAUUUAAAGAUAAUAAUAUAGAAGGUAAAGGAAUUUAUAGAUGGCCUGAUGGUAGAGUCUAUGAAGGAGAAUGGAGAUAGAAUAAAAUGCAUGGAUAUGGAAAAAUAAGGCUGCCAAAUCAAUAAUCAUAUGAAGGAAAUUACGAAAAUGAUAAAAAGCAUGGAAAAGGCACUUUCGAAUGGUAAGACGGAAGAAAGUAUGUAGGAAACUGGAAAUUCGGAAAAUAGCAUGGUGUAGGAGUAGAAAUAUUUAAAGGUGGAGAAAGGAAGUAUGGUAUUUGGGAAGAAGGCAAAAAAGUGAAGUAGCUUUAAGUAGAAGAAGUGUCUGAAUUAAGAGAUAAUGGAUAGCUUAGCUUUGAAGAGUAAAUAUCAAUCGAUGCCUAAUGA